CCCGCCGAACCUUUUUUUUUUAUUCCCCAGCACCGCCGUAGGAUAGAGCGGCAGUUGCAGCGGCGCCGGUAGAGGCGAUAAGUAAACCCUUCGGAUCAUAAUGGUAUCUAUCCCAGAAUACUAUGAAGGCAAGAAUGUCCUCCUCACUGGUGCUACCGGUUUCAUGGGAAAAGUUCUUCUAGAAAAGCUACUACGAUCCUGUCCAAGGGUAAAAGCAAUAUAUGUUUUGGUGAGAUAUAAAGCAGGAAAGACAUCUCAAGAAAGAGUAGAAGAAAUGAUCAACUGCAAGCUUUUUGAUAGAUUGCGAGAUGAGCAACCAGAAUUUAAACAGAAAAUUGUUCCAGUUGCUAGUGAUCUUACAGAAGUAGAAAUGGCCCUUAGUGAGGAAGACAAGAAGAAUAUUCUAAAUUACAUUAAUAUUGUAUUUCAUUGUGCUGCUACUGUAAGAUUCAAUGAAAUCCUAAGGGAUGCUGUUCAGCUCAAUGUAAUUGCAACACAACAGCUUCUCUUCUUGGCUCAGAAAAUGAAGAAUCUAGAUGUGUUUGUCCAUGUUUCAACAGCAUUUGCAUACUGCAAUCGAAAACACAUUGAGGAAGUUGUUUAUCCACCUCCUGUUGAUCCUAACAAAUUAAUAGAUUCCUUAGAGUGGAUGGAUGAUGGUCUAGUAAAUGAUAUUACGCCAAAACUAAUUGGCGAUAGACCCAAUACCUACACAUAUACAAAAGCCUUAGCAGAAUACAUUGUACAGCAGGAGGGUACAAAAUUAAAUAUUGCCAUUGUGAGGCCAUCAAUUGUGGGUGCCAGCUGGAAGGAACCUUUUCCUGGAUGGAUUGAUAACUUUAAUGGACCUAGUGGCCUUUUUAUUGCUGCAGGAAAAGGAAUUCUUAGAACAAUGCGAGCCUCGAAUAAUGCAGUUGCCGAUCUUAUUCCUGUAGAUGUAGUCAUCAAUGCAACAAUAGCUGCUGCUUGGUAUUCAGGAGUUAAUAGGUAUAACAGGCCAAGAAAUAUUAUGGUAUACAACUGUACAACCGGUGGCACUAAUCCCUUUCAUUGGGGUGAAGUUGAAUACCAUGUAAUAUCCACUUUCAAGAGGAAUCCUCUCGAACAGGCCUUCAGACGGCCCAAUGUAAAUCUAACAUCCAAUCACCUUUUAUAUCACUACUGGAUUGCUGUAAGCCAUAAGGCCCCAGCAUUCCUGUAUGAUAUCUACCUCAGGAUUACAGGAAGAAACCCAAGAAUGUUACCUAAAUUUGAUAUUCAAGAGGAAUCCUUUAGAACAUGCAAUCAGGCGUCCCAAUCUUAAAAUCCAGUCCAACCCCUUUAUUCAUCAUUAUUGGACUACAGUCGGUCACAUACUUCCUGCGUUCUUAUACGAUGUUGUUCUCAGGUUGACAGGUCAGAAACCGUGGAUGAUGAAAACAAUAACACGUCUUCACAAAGCUAUGGUGCUGUUGGAGUACUUUACAAGUAAUUCAUGGGACUGGAACACAGACAAUGUCAAUAUG
Messenger RNA from Pseudonaja textilis, 1505 nucleotides. NCBI's taxonomy places the organism in Eukaryota, Metazoa, Chordata, Lepidosauria, Squamata, Elapidae. The record is from RefSeq and is a predicted model, not a curated record.